Molecule: messenger RNA, 3873 nt
Organism: Benincasa hispida (wax gourd)
Lineage: Eukaryota; Viridiplantae; Streptophyta; Magnoliopsida; Cucurbitales; Cucurbitaceae
Gene: ABO5
Product: ABA Overly-Sensitive 5
Molecular function (GO): protein binding; mRNA binding
Source: RefSeq, a predicted model, not a curated record
AGUUUUUUUAAAGAAGAAGAAAAAAAAACUAAACUAAACUAGAAAGGUGUGGCUUAGUUCGCCGUUCGAGCUAACCAGCGCCACAGGCAUGGCGGCGAUGAAGGUACUCCGGCUUCCCUGUUACUAUCACCUCCAACCCACCGCCACCGCCGCCACGUAUCGUCACUUUGCCACCAAAUACACAGCCAAAAUCACUUCUUCUUCUCCCACCGGACGCUCCGUUUCCGUCGAGGUCACUCCGCCGGCUACUCUUCCCGUCGACUCUCGCGGUUACUCUCUUCCCCGCCGAGAUCUCAUCUGUAGAGCCGUUGACAUACUCCUCCAUCGCAAACCUCAUUCCUCUUCAAUCACCAUUGAUGAUCGCUUCUCCGAUUUAGCCUCCUACUUUCAAUCUCUCUCCGUCUCCCUAACCCCAGCCGAAGCCUCUGAAAUUCUCAAAUCCCUGAACUGCCCUGAUCUCGCUCUCCAAUUCUUCCAGCUUUGCCCCUCCCUUUGCCCUAAGUUUCGCCAUGAUGCUUUUACUUAUAGCCGCAUCCUUCUUAUGCUCUCCCAUUCAUCUUCCUCGAAACGGUUCGAUCAAGUUCGUGAGAUUUUGUCGCAGAUGGAUAGAGAUCAAAUACGUGGUACGAUUUCUACUGUUAAUAUCUUGAUUAAAAUUUUUGGUAGCAAGGAGGACUUGGAAGUAUGUACUGGUUUGAUCAAGAAAUGGGACUUGAGGUUUAAUGCUUACACCUAUAGGUGUUUGCUUCAAGCUCAUCUACGAUCCCAUGAUUCUGAUAGGGCUUUCAAUGUGUAUAUGGAAAUGCGGGGUAAAGGGUAUCAACUGGAUAUCUUUGCCUACAAUAUGCUAUUGGAUGCUCUGGCAAAGAAUGAACAGCUUGAUCGAUCCUACAGAGUUUUUAAGGAUAUGAAAUUGAAGCACUGUAAUCCAGAUGAGUAUACAUAUACUAUUAUGAUUAGAAUGACUGGAAAAAUGGGUAGAACUGAAGAGUCUUUGGUCCUCUUUGAAGAAAUGCUGACAAAAGGCUGUACUCCAAAUUUGAUUGCAUAUAACACAAUGAUUCAGGCACUUUGUAAGAGCAGAAUGGUUGACAAGGCAAUUCUUCUCUUCUCUAAUAUGAUUAAGAACAAUUGUAGGCCAAAUGAGUUUACAUAUAGUGUCAUUUUGAAUGUUUUGGUUGCAGAAGGGCAAUUGGGUAGAUUGGAUGAAGUUCUGGGAGUGUCUAAUAAAUUUAUGAACAAAUCAAUAUAUGCAUAUCUUGUUAGGACUUUAAGCAAACUAGGCCAUGCGAGUGAAGCUCAUCGGCUUUUUUGCAACAUGUGGAGCUUCCAUGAUAGAGGGGAUAGAGAUGCUUACAUUUCCAUGUUGGAGAGCUUAUGCAGUACAGGUAAAACUGUAGAAGCUAUCGAUUUGCUCAGUAAGGUUCACGAGAGGGGAAUUAGUUCUGACACAAUGAUGUAUAACACCGUGCUAUCUACUUUGGGGAAGUUGAAGCAAGUAUCUCAUCUUCAUGAUCUUUAUGAGAAGAUGAAACGAGAUGGACCUUUUCCGGACAUAUUCACGUAUAAUAUUCUUAUAUCGAGCUUAGGACGUGUUGGGAAAGUUAAGGAGGCUGUUGAAGUUUUUGAAGAACUUGAGAAUAGUGAUUGCAAACCAGAUAUUAUAUCCUACAAUUCUUUGAUCAAUUGCCUUGGGAAAAAUGGGGAUGUUGAUGAAGCUCACAUGAGAUUUCUGGAGAUGCAAGAUAAGGGAUUGAAUCCUGAUGUUGUAACGUACAGCACACUCAUUGAAUGUUUUGGGAAGACAGAUAAAGUUGAGAUGGCUCACAGUUUGUUUGAUAAGAUGAUAACUCAAGGAUGCUGUCCAAAUAUUGUAACGUAUAACAUCCUUCUUGACUGUCUUGAAAGAGCUGGGAGAACUGCUGAAACAGUUGAUCUGUAUGCAAAGCUUAAACAGCAGGGAUUAACACCAGAUUCAAUUACAUAUGCUAUACUUGAUAGAUUACAAAGUGGCUCUAAUAGAAAAUUUAGAGUCCGGAGGCAAAAUCCAAUUACUGGUUGGGUCGUUAGUCCUUUGAGGUAACAUUGUAAAAAGUUCUUUAAGGAAGAGAAAAAGGAGACGGAUGCUGAAAAGUCCAUAUAUUUGUCUGAUUUGCUCUCUUAUGUCUAUUUCUGACACAUUUUUACCAAAUCAAGCAGUUGCUAGAGACGAGCUAUUGAAGUGUUGAACAGUUUCGAAGGUCUAGAGAAAAACCAUCAUAUUUUCUGAUUCUUGAGCAAAAGAAAAAAGGCCAAGGUUUAGGAAAAAUUAUUCGAUGAAACCGCCAUAAUGUGACUGCUUUCUCGAAUAAUUUCUCAACUUCAGAUAUCCGAGGUGGUUUUUUCAGAGCAUCAAGUGGUCUGGCAGUGAAAACAUCGGUGUUCUUCAGAUAUGCAGUGUGAACGAUAUCAUCAUACAGGUGGGCAGAAUGUGUAAAUGAAGCCAGACUUCAAUCCUCCUGCUGCUGAACUUGAAAUCCUGAAACUGGAUCGUCGUUCAACAACAUAAUAAGAAAUUGCAUCACAUUUCAUUUUCCUAGCCUCACAGAAAUUUUAUCAUAAGAAAUCAAAAGGGCUCCGUUUCAAAAGGUUGAAUACUCUGUUGUCUAGUGGAGGUUUUCACCAACUUCAAGUCCCGUUUCAAGAAAUCACAUUGAGUUUAAGGGUUUAUUUGGAAUGACCUUUUAAGAGUUUACAAACAAUUUUACAAGCACUUAAAAAAUUAGUCCAAAUAAGCUCUAAAUUUGAGUUUUCCAUCUGAAAGCGGCUAUAAGGUAAGCGAGGUCACUUAUUUGUCUUUUAUUUGUUUGAAGCAGUUUAAUUUUAUUUUCAUCACAUGAGAAAACAAAAUAAUCUCCUCUUCUGGUCCCUAAUAAUUCUUUCUUUAGUAGGGUUUUCAUGAUAGAAUGCUCGAGGCUGUAUUCUUUUGCCUGUUUUGUUAUAGUUGUCAAUUUUGGAUACCAUCGCCACUGGCUACUACCUGAAGGAUCCUCCAGCUUAGCCAACGCUACUACUGCUCCGUAGUUACUGUUUGGCUUUUCAUUCGAAGAAUAAAUUUCACGUUCUUAAAAUUAUUGAUGUACUCUCCACAUCCUUUGCCAUUAAAGUUCCAAGUUCAAAUAUUACUUUUGUAAAAGGACUUUAUAGCCAUCAACCUCCGACACUCCUGGUUACGAUUCGGAUGGAGAUUCAGAUGUUGCAGUGAGGUUAUUAUGGAUUCUCUACUCUAGCACAAGAUGAUUUGGUUGAGGAGACUCUAGAAGUUUGUUUCGUUUAUGGUUUUGAUACUUUGUUUGAGAAGGGUGAAAACAUUCAAGCAAAAUUGUCUCCCAAAAUUUCUUCCAAGUUCUUCGCUUUGAUUGAAAAAUGAAAACCAAUGUGGUUUUCAGAUGGAAUCAAUUCCUCCUCAUUCUCCUUCAGUUCAAGCAUAGUUUGGUAGUUUUGUCCAGAAAUUGCAUUUUUCUCCUAGUAGUUGUAUUCUUGGAAGCGACAGUUUAGAAGUUGGUUUGUUUUGUGCUCUCCUAGUAGUUGUAUUCUCCAAUAGUUUAGAAGCCGAUUCUCUCACUUCUGGCCUUAUUAGUCUUCUCACCUCGUCGGCUCAUUGGACUGCUAUCAACUUUGGUUUUUUAGUUUAUAUGCUCUUUGGUAUUACUUUUCUUUUUAGAUCUGGUUUGUUAGGGUUUAAGUGAUUGUUUUUUGAUGUCUUCUCUUUGUAUCCCAAUAGUUCUUUUUUCCUCUUUUUGUUUUUUCGCAAUUUCUCUAUUCUCUUGAAGGUUAUUGUAUCUUUGAGCAUUAGUCUCUUUUCAUUUAAUAAAUGAAAAGUUAUGUUUCCUA